Molecule: messenger RNA, 4974 nt
Organism: Saimiri boliviensis boliviensis (Bolivian squirrel monkey)
Lineage: Eukaryota; Metazoa; Chordata; Mammalia; Primates; Cebidae
Gene: BRD9
Product: bromodomain containing 9
Biological process (GO): regulation of transcription by RNA polymerase II
Cellular component (GO): nucleus
Source: RefSeq, a predicted model, not a curated record
CCCGCCCUGCUUCCGGCGCGGCCCGGAGGGUUCGGCGGGUUGGGCAGGCUCCGCGCGGCGAGCGCGGGCGGCCAGCCGGGACCGGGGGGCGGCGGCGGCGGCGGCGGCGGUCCGGCCGGGUCCCCACUGCUCCCGGCCCCCGCCCCGGGCCCGCCGCCGGCGUCGCCAUGGGCAAGAAGCACAAGAAGCACAAGGCCGAGUGGCGCUCGUCCUACGAGGAUUACGCCGACAAGCCCCUGGAGAAGCCCCUGAAGCUGGUCCUCAAGGUCGGAGGAAGCGAAGUGACUGAGCUCUCGGGGUCCGGCCACGACUCCAGCUACUACGAUGACAGGUCCGACCACGAGCGAGAGAGGCACAGAGAGAAGAAGAAGAAGAAGAAGAAGAAGUCCGAGAAGGAGAAGCGUCUGGACGACGAGGAGCGGAGGAAACGGAAGGAGGAGAAGAAGCGGAAGCGAGAGCGGGAGCACUGCGACACGGAGGGAGAGGCUGACGACUUUGACCCCGGGAAGAAGGUGGAGGUGGAGCCGCCCCCAGAUCGGCCCAUCCGAGCCUGCCGGACACAGCCAGGCAAGGCCGAAAAUGAGAGCACACCUAUUCAGCAGCUCCUGGAGCACUUCCUCCGCCAGCUCCAGAGAAAAGAUCCCCAUGGAUUUUUUGCUUUUCCUGUCACGGAUGCAAUUGCUCCUGGAUAUUCAAUGAUAAUAAAACAUCCCAUGGAUUUCGGCACCAUGAAAGACAAAAUUGUAGCUAACGAAUACAAGUCAGUUACAGAAUUUAAGGCAGAUUUCAAGCUGAUGUGUGAUAACGCGAUGACGUACAAUAGACCAGAUACCGUGUACUACAAGCUGGCGAAGAAGAUCCUUCACGCAGGCUUUAAGAUGAUGAGCAAAGAGCGGCUGUUAGCUUUGAAGCGCAGCAUGUCGUUUAUGCAGGACAUGGAUUUCUCUCAGCAGGCAGCUCUUCUGGGCGGCGAAGACACAGCUGUUGAGGAACCUGUUCCUGAGGUUGUACCUGUACGAGUAGAAACUGCCAAGAAAUCCAAAAAGCCGAGUAGAGAAGUUCUCAGCUGUAUGUUUGAGCCGGAAGGGAACGCCUGCAGCCUGACAGACAGCACUGCAGAGGAGCACGUGCUGGCGCUGGUGGAGCAUGCGGCUGACGAGGCUCGGGACAGGAUCAACCGCUUCCUCCCAGGCGGCAAGAUGGGCUAUCUGAAGAGGAACGGGGAUGGCAGCCUGCUCUACAGCGUGGUCAACACGGCUGAACCGGACGCUGAUGAGGAGGAGACCCACCCAGUGGACUUGAGCUCACUGUCCAGUAAGCUGCUCCCAGGCUUCACCACGCUGGGCUUCAAAGACGAAAGAAGAAACAAAGUUACGUUUCUCUCCAGUGCCACCACCGCACUUUCAAUGCAGAACAAUUCAGUAUUCGGCGACUUGCAGUCGGAUGAGAUGGAGCUGCUGUAUGCAGCCUACGGAGAUGAGACAGGCGUGCAGUGUGCGCUGAGCCUGCAGGAGUUUGUGAAGGAUGCUGGGAGCUACAGCAAGAAAGUGGUGGACGACCUCCUAGACCAGAUCACAGGUGGAGACCACUCCAGGACGCUCUUCCAGCUGAAGCAGAGAAGAAAUGUUCCCAUGAAACCUCCAGAUGAAGCCAAGGUUGGGGAUGCCCUCGGAGACAGUGGUGGCUCUGUUCUGGAUUUCAUGUCGAUGAAGCCGUAUCCCGACGUGUCUCUGGACAUCUCCAUGCUCAGCUCUCUGGGGAAGGUGAAGAAGGAGCUGGACCCCGACGACAGCCACUUGAACUUGGAUGAGACGACCAAGCUCCUUCAGGACCUGCAGGAAGCCCAGGCGGAGCGUGGUGGCUCUCGGCCCUCGUCCAACCUCAGCUCCCUGUCCAACGCCUCCGAGAGGGACCAGCACCACCUGGGAUGCAGAAGAAAGAUGCCACCUUGCAAGCUGAGCGUAGCCCUGACCAAACAGCAGACCUGCUGGCUUCUGAGUCUUACACUUCCAGCCUCCAGAACGGCAAGAGAUAAGUUUCUGUUCUUUAAAAUGACGCCGUCUGAGCUAUUUUGUUACAGCAGCACAGGGGGACAAAGACUGGGUGUGCAGGAGUGUGUGUGCCGGGGGGUGGGCGUGUGCAAGGGUGUUGGAGGGUGUUUGCCUCGAUUUUUAGACCACACUGGGGCCAGGAUACCUGCAGGUGUCAGGGGACGUUAACUUCAGACCUUGGUGAAUAAAAGCCAGUGUUCCUGAGUUUGACAAGAAAACCUUUGGAAGAGACCCUUAACAGCCACUCUGGGCUACAAGACGGGGCAUUUGUCCCGUCCCUGCCCACCUUCCCGUCCCCGCCCCAAAGGCAGCGUCAGCAGCUGGCCAGCACCAGAGGCACUCAGGAGUCCUUGGAGACCCCCGCCCAGGGGAACUGGAAAUGCCUCGAGUUCUGAGGGGCGGGGCAGCAGGGACAGGAGGGGAUCCUGUUAAACAGACUCACUGGCCCUUCUCAGGAGAAUCCCUUCCUUGGCAUCGGUCCUGGUGAAACUGCCCCGAGUUAAGCCAGUGACCAGUUGAACUGAGCGUACAGGACAGCCAAUGAAACAACUUGCUGGAAUGCGAGGACUCCCUCCGCUUGUGCGAUGAAGGAAAAACGGGGCCGACGCGUUUGCUCAGAACCAGCUCGCUGACAACACAGCCUGAAUGUCACGUGUUUCCUGCCAACUCUGCCCAAAUUUGCCGUGUGGUCCAUGAGGCAGCGUGAGGAGAACCACCCAGGCCCAAGGACUUUCCGGGCCUUCCCUUUCCUUCCAUCUGUCACCCACCAAUCUCAGAAUCCACCCUGAGCCUUUGGCCACAGCAGUGGUGCCUUGAACCCAGCACAGCGCAGGGAGGCCGAUUGAGCAAGACUCCUGUCUCCCUGGGGUCAACUUUCAACAUAAAGCUUUUCUUUCCUCUCCCUGCCGUCAGUGCUGGCAUCUAGUGUUAGGGGCAUCGAGCCCUCUUCGCUGUGUAACAAGGGAGCACUCACGGUGGGCGGCGGGGGCGGCUCUGCUUCAGAGUGCCACGCUCCUGCCCUGCCCUGCCCUGCCCUGCCCUGCCCCGUCCCUGCCAUCCCCUACCCCCGCCCCCACGAGCAGGGCCAGAGCAGCGUCCUACUGUGAGAACGGACUCAGCUGUCCAAACCCGAAGAAUGGACUCCCAGACCUGGAGAACAGCAGUGAGGCUUUUAGUGACGGUUCUGCAAGAUCAGGUGUGGGAGGGGCAGGCACACCCAGCUCUGUCACAGACAAGCCACUGAUCCCCUCGUGUGCGGGCCCCGCGCCCGGUUCCUCAUAGGCUGAGUACCGUGGGGGUCGCCACUGUCUUCCCCGACGUCGCCUGUUAGUUGUUGGGCAGCGGCGUUAGGUGUUUGUUUUAGGGGCGUACGCUGCAUUUUGUUGACCCCACAAGGCACGGCAAUCCCAGUCAGCUCCGGGGCUCUUAAGUAUUUGGCUUCUGACCUACGUCGCUGGCAGGCUGGUAAGAACAGACAAAACGAGCUGUUUUGCAGGCUAGUGAACUUUGACGUUAGACUAAACGACUUUGGUUCAGGUGAGGGCCACUAAGUGGGUGGGAAGGUGGGAGGGCGGGGAGGGGGAGGCCGGCAGCAGGCUGCUUCUGGAGCUCGCUGACCUGAGCACGUUCAAGGCGCCUUGUCCUGGAAAUGGACCACUGUUGAGGGUUUCUUUCACCUGCGCCCGAGUCGGCUUCACGUUUUUCUUCCCUCCUCGUGCUCCUGGCUCUGCUUCAUCCUCCCAACCACCACGGCUUUCUUUAUGAGGUGUCCUGGGUUCCGUGGCUGCCGUGACAACCAGGGACGCCACUCACUUCUCACUUUGGUCUGGAGUGAGCGAUGGCUGAUCGUGCCUUGCUCUUUAUUCCUGACCUGCGAUGGACGUGACGCCCCUUCCUCUUUAUCCCUGACCUGUGAUGGACGUGACGUCCCUUGCUCUUUAUCCCUGACCUGUGAGACAAGGAGCUGAGUUCUGGCGGUGAGGUAAGUGGGGGCUCACCUUCCCGUGUUCCCAGAAGGCAGAUGCGAUCCCUGCACUCCUUAAGGAGUCAAGCAGUAAAUGGAACACAGCAAGACUGUCCAGGACUCAGGCUGUGAGGCUGUGUCUCAUGCGGGGCUCAGAGAAGACGUUUCCACUGGGGAGUAGGGGACUGGGAGGUUUCACCAAGGUAGGGUGGCAUCCAAGGCUCCCCACGGAAGAAGCAUGGCUGAGCAGGCCCUGAGGGGGGUGAGGACACACUCAGGGUCCGGAGGGGGACAAGGACUCGCUCGGCAUCUGGAAGGGGACAAGCUCACGCUCGGGGUCGGGAGGGGGAUGAGGGGUGUGAGGACAUGCUCAGGGGGACCAUAUUGUCAAGGGCAGGGACAGGGUCAGGACAGACUCACGUACCACAGUGUCCUAAAGGCAGGAACGGGGAUGAGGAGGACAGACUCGGGAGCACAGUGUCAUACACAGGUGGGAACAGGGAAGACUUGGGAGGCUUGAGAGGGUGGGGUGGGCACCUGUGUUCUCUGGGGUCCAUGUAGGGCUGGUUCUCACGUGCGGUGUUGUAGAGGGAGGCCCAGUCAGAAAAGGGGGCUGUCGCCCCAUUCACAGAUGGGGGCAGACAAGAGGCGCCUGGGUCCACCACGCAGGAUUGUGCUGCAGCCCUGGGCAGCACAGUGAGUUCCUCGGGCAUCGGUCCGGUGUCAUAAAACGGUGGGGGGUGGCAACAGCCUCAAUCAUGCCAACUUCCCGAACCCACCAUGCAGCACGGCAAGUUCCCUGGGCAUCGGUGUGGCAUCAAUCAUGGGGCGCCCAUCUAGCCUCAGCUAUGCCAACUUCCCAAACCCAACGUUACAUGUCUUCUGUGUCAAGGCACACAGAUGUUCCUUUCGCUUGAAUUGUGUGUGGGAGUGUGUGCACUGUGUGGUGUGUGUGGUAUU